Messenger RNA from Homo sapiens (human), 2726 nucleotides. RefSeq names its product ubiquitin C-terminal hydrolase L3 (gene UCHL3). Bases 31 to 789 code for a protein of 252 amino acids. The transcript is spliced from 9 exons. Gene Ontology annotation, molecular function: cysteine-type deubiquitinase activity; deubiquitinase activity. Gene Ontology annotation, biological process: protein deubiquitination; ubiquitin-dependent protein catabolic process. Lineage: Eukaryota; Metazoa; Chordata; Mammalia; Primates; Hominidae. Gene Ontology annotation, cellular component: cytoplasm. The record is from RefSeq and is a predicted model, not a curated record.
GUCAGAGCUGGAGGGCCGGGCACCGCGGCCAUGGAGGGUCAACGCUGGCUGCCGCUGGAGGCCAAUCCCGAGGUCACCAACCAGUUUCUUAAACAAUUAGGUCUACAUCCUAACUGGCAAUUCGUUGAUGUAUAUGGAAUGGAUCCUGAACUCCUUAGCAUGGUACCAAGACCAGUCUGUGCAGUCUUACUUCUCUUUCCUAUUACAGAAAAGUAUGAAGUAUUCAGAACAGAAGAGGAAGAAAAAAUAAAAUCUCAGGGACAAGAUGUUACAUCAUCAGUAUAUUUCAUGAAGCAAACAAUCAGCAAUGCCUGUGGAACAAUUGGACUGAUUCAUGCUAUUGCAAACAAUAAAGACAAGAUGCACUUUGAAUCUGGAUCAACCUUGAAAAAAUUCCUGGAGGAAUCUGUGUCAAUGAGCCCUGAAGAACGAGCCAGAUACCUGGAGAACUAUGAUGCCAUCCGAGUUACUCAUGAGACCAGUGCCCAUGAAGGUCAGACUGAGUCCUCCUCGCCAUCCUCAUCACAGCCUCAUUCUAGCCACUGCAGAACGAAGGCCUCAUCAUUGUGUCACCAUGCAUCCCUGCCCUGGGUCAAACGUAACCAUGUAGGCCCUGCAAAGGCUACCAGUCCAUCUCUCCGUCUUCGUCGCUGGCGACCCUUCUUACGUCUACCAUCUUUGGGUCUCCAUUCUGUUGCACCAAGUAUAGAUGAGAAAGUAGAUCUUCAUUUUAUUGCAUUAGUUCAUGUAGAUGGGCAUCUCUAUGAAUUAGACCUUCUCGAGUUUUAAAAAAGCCAAAUAAACAACAAAAAAGAGAAGUUCUUUUCAGUAAUUCUAGAUACCGUGAGUUUUGGUUCUAUUACCUCUCAUUUGCUGUCUAUAUAUUACCUUGUCACAUUAAUUUUAAGUUGUAUAAAGAUAGAAGAUUUUGAAAGAACACAGAUUGUGACUGUAAAUGUGAUCCAUAAAAUUUAGGUGGAUUUUGUGUUUGGAAUAUUAGCAACAGAUCGCAUACUUUAUUAAAAAGAAAUGGCCCUAUCAAAGGGGACAAGGAAAAGAAAGAACAUAGUAUUUAUAAAAAUGUGCAACCCUGAGCGUUGUCUACAAUACUAGAGUGAUUUGAGGAGUAAUAAAACUUAAAUGAGAAGAAGUCAUUAUUUUGGUAGUAUAUAAUGGACCUCCAGGACAGUUUUGAAGAUGUGCCUUGCUAAUUGAGUCUACAAAAUCUGCAGAGAUAAAGUAUAACAGUGAUUGGGGACUUCAGAUGUCUGGGUGGUUGCUGGAAGCAGAUUUUCUACUCUGAAUUGUGAAUAGUAAAUAAUAACUAGUGGAAGAGGAAAUAAAGAGUGCUGGGACUUAACAGACACAUUCUGUUAACUUCAAGAAAGUAGAUUUGGCCAGAGCAAACAUAUGUAGGAUUCAUAACCAGAGACUAUAAAUCUGAUUGUGACUUUCAGAAUGAGAGACUUACAGAGCAAACAAUAACAUCUAAAAUAUAUUUAAACCAAAAGAAAACCUCUCUAAUGAUCUCAAUGGGAAGGAAAGAGUUAUCUUAAAAAAAAACUCGGUUUUACUAGUUAGAGAGCUGUCUUGGCUCAGAGGCUAAAAGGGCAGUUAGAAGGAAGGACAUAUAUCAAGGGUAAGCUACAUAUGAAGAAUGAUGCUCUUUUGGAGCAUGCCAAGAUCAACACAAAAGGAUUUUAAAAUUGGUUUGAAGUAAGAACUUCAUAAAACAAAGGCAGAACUACUGAGGUCUUGUUUGGUUUAGAUAUUCUUUAUCAAGAAGAAUGAUCUGAUGGAAAAUUAGAAGCCUACUGGAAAUUAGAUUUUUUAAAUGAGUUUAAAUAAUUUCAGAGUGGUAAAGAAUAGCCAUAAUCUUUGAGAUGUCAGAGCAAUAAUAGGUACAUUACAAAGAUGGACAGUUGCUGAUUCAUUGCAAAGGAAACUGGCAGUAACUCUGAUGCAGAUCUAAUAAAUUCAAAAGGAAUAUUGAGCAAGAAGAGUAUUGAGUUAGUGAGUAGAAAAUAAUGAUUAAGAGAUUAGCACUGGGCACAGUGGUGUGUUCCUGUAGUCCCACUUUCUGUAGUGGGAAGCUGAAGCACGAUUGCCUGAGCCCAGGAGUUUGAGGCUACAGUGUGCUAUGAUUGCACCUGUGAACAGCCACUACACUUCUGCCUGGGUGACAUGGCAAGACGUCAUCUCUUAAAAAAAAAAGAAAAGAAGACACUAUAUAACUUUUAAGAAAGAAGUCAUUUCAAAGUUCAAUUUGCUCUCUGUGGGUUCUUGCAUUGGUAGAUUCAACCAACUGUGGAUUGAAAGUAUUAGAAAAUAAAUACCAAUACAACAAUAAAAAACAAAUUUUGAAAACAACAUAACAACUAUUUACAUAGCAUUUAUAUUGUAUUAUGUAUGAUAAGUAAUCUAGAGAUGAUUUAAAGUAUUUGGAAUUGUGUAGGUUAUAUGCAAAUACUAUACCAUUUAGGUAGAGUAUGUCAAGGGGCUUGAACAUCUCAAAAUUUUGGUAUGAGAUGGGGCCGGUGUCCUGGAACCAGUCCCCCACAGAUAUGGAGAGAUGACUGUAACUUUAUUUUUAAAAAUAAGGCUGUAUGAUUGUAGACAUUGUGCAAGUUAAUUUCUAUAGGAUAUCUAUAUUUAACAGAGAAUGGUGGUAGUCUUUAAUGUAUUAAUUCCCUACUCUAAUAAAUUGUAAGGUUAACCAAUGAAAA